This is a messenger RNA of Sarcophilus harrisii (Tasmanian devil), 2370 nucleotides long. RefSeq names its product solute carrier family 6 member 14 (gene SLC6A14). Gene Ontology annotation, biological process: sodium ion transmembrane transport. Lineage: Eukaryota; Metazoa; Chordata; Mammalia; Dasyuromorphia; Dasyuridae. Gene Ontology annotation, molecular function: L-proline transmembrane transporter activity. The record is from RefSeq and is a predicted model, not a curated record. Gene Ontology annotation, cellular component: membrane. The transcript has 14 exons. Bases 151 to 2064 code for a protein of 637 amino acids.
GGAAGGUGCAUCAGCCUGCCAGGUAGGGACUGGGACCCGGCACCUGCCAAGGCGCUGCCCAGCCCAGCCCAGCCCAGCCCAGCCCAGCCCGGCGGCCUCCGAGGCCAGGACAGCUCAGAGAGGGAGACGCCACCGGGAAGCGAGCACAGCAUGGACAAGUUCCGCUCCUUUUUGCGUCGCGGGGGGAAAGAGAAAGUGACGGCUUCGGCGGAGAACUUCCACGUGGGGGAAAACGAUGAGAACCAGGAACGGGGAAACUGGUCCCAGAAAUCCGACUACCUUCUCUCCAUGGUUGGCUACGCCGUGGGCCUGGGCAAUGUCUGGAGAUUCCCUUAUUUGACUUACCAGAACGGAGGAGGUGCCUUCCUCAUCCCCUACGCGAUCAUGUUGGCGCUGGCCGGCUUGCCUUUGUUCUUUCUGGAGUGCUCACUGGGACAGUUUGCCAGCUUGGGGCCAGUUUCGGUUUGGAGGGUUCUGCCACUUUUUCAAGGUGUGGGAAUCACCAUGAUCUUGAUCUCAAUAUUCGUAACCAUCUAUUACAACGUCAUCAUUGCCUACAGUCUCUACUAUUUAUUUGCUUCAUUUCAAAGAGUCCUGCCCUGGUCCGAAUGCUUCCACUGGGCAGAUAAGAACUGCAGCAGAACGCCCAUAGUAACUCACUGUAACGUGAUUUCGAACAUGGGGGACAUUGUCCAAAUGAACUAUUCGUGGGUACUUGACAACAAUCUGACCUGCAUCAACGGCACUCAGGUGGAGCAGCCAGGGCAGCUUCCCAGCGAGCAGUAUUGGGACAAAGUGGCACUCCAGCGUUCCACUGACAUGGAUGAGACGGGGGAGAUUGUGUGGUACCUGGCACUCUGCCUUCUUCUGGCCUGGCUUAUAGUAGGAGCAGCACUGUUUAAAGGAAUCAAAUCUUCAGGAAAGGUGGUCUAUUUCACCGCCUUGUUCCCCUAUGUUGUCUUGUUCAUCCUGUUGGUGCGAGGCGCAACACUCGAGGGUGCCUUCAAAGGAAUUUCCUACUACAUCGGGCAGCAGUCGAAUUUCACCAAACUGAAGGAAGCAGAGGUCUGGAAAGAUGCUGCUACCCAGAUAUUCUACUCCCUCUCUGUGGCCUGGGGAGGCUUGGUUGCUCUCUCCUCCUACAAUAAGUUUAAUAACAACUGCUACUCUGAUGCCAUUGUGGUUUGUCUGACAAAUUGCUUAACCAGUAUAUUUGCUGGGUUUGCUAUUUUUUCCAUAUUGGGACAUAUGGCUCACAUAUCUGGAAAAGAGGUCUCUCAGGUUGUAAAAUCAGGUUUUGAUUUGGCAUUCAUUGCCUAUCCAGAAGCUCUAGCGCAGCUGCCAGUUGCCCCAUUUUGGUCUAUAUUAUUUUUCUUUAUGCUUUUGACUUUGGGCCUUGACUCUCAGUUUGCUUCAAUAGAAACAAUUACAACCACCAUUCAAGAUUUAUUUCCCCAAGUGAUGAAGAGAUUGAGAGCUCCCAUAACUUUGGGAUGCUGCUUGCUUUUGUUUUUACUAGGUCUGGUCUGUGUAACUCAGGCUGGAAUCUACUGGGUUAAUCUCAUUGACCAUUUCUGUGCCGGAUGGGGCAUUCUGAUCGCAGCCAUACUGGAAAUCAUCGGGAUCGUAUGGAUUUAUGGUGGGAACAGAUUCAUCGAGGACAUAGAAAUGAUGAUUGGAGCAAAGAAGUGGAUAUUCUGGCUGUGGUGGAGAACCUGCUGGUUUUUCAUUACUCCUCUUCUUUUGAUGACCAUUUUCAUCUGGUCCCUCGUGACAUUUCAGGAACCGGAGUAUGCCAAAAUCCCAUACCCUACUUGGGCACUUGCUCUAGGCUGGUGCAUGAUUAUUUUCUGCAUCAUUUGGAUCCCUAUUAUAGCAAUAGUGAAAAUAGUGAAAGCCAAAGGCAGCUUCCUCCAGCGUCUUAAAAGUUGCUGCAGACCGGCUUCCAACUGGGGUCCCUACUUAGAGCGGCAUCGUGGUGAGAGAUACAGCGGUAUGAUAGACCCCCAAAAAGAGCCUGACCACGAAAUACCGACUGUCAGUGGCAAUACAAAACCAGAAUAAGAUCCACUUGGAAUGUAGAUCGAAGGCGAUAUUUUUUUAGAAUGGAGAGAAAGCGAAAAGCCAUAGUAUUUAUUUAUAUGCUCAUCGAGUAAAAAGAUGUAUAUACCACAUGUAUAAUUUAGUUAUGACAUUUUCUUGCCAUGUAAGCAGGAGUUGAACAUAAUGGAAUGAAUCUGCAGAUUUAGCAUCUAGCUGAAUUUCCAUCAGUUUAUUUCUCCACAUCUGUCUCACUUCAUGCACACACCUGUCUACAUUGCACAAUGAUUUUUUUUGUAAUAAAUUAUUCUUGUAAUGCUUUUCUAAUAA